Messenger RNA from Colletotrichum acutatum, 2213 nucleotides. RefSeq lists its product as uncharacterized. The transcript is spliced from 4 exons. The record is from RefSeq and is a predicted model, not a curated record. The coding region runs from base 335 to 1714 and encodes 459 amino acids. NCBI's taxonomy places the organism in Eukaryota, Fungi, Ascomycota, Sordariomycetes, Glomerellales, Glomerellaceae.
CCUCUGCUUACUGCUUUCGGUCAACUUCCCUUCUGCCCCCCAAAAUCAGGUUCCUCCUCUUCCUCUUCCUCCCCGUCCUUUCCUCCCCCUCCAUUACACCUUGUUCUUCGAAACACUCUUUGUAACACGCCUCAAGUCGAGAGCUUCCAGAGCUCCAGACUCUUGCUCACCGAAUAUCGCAGCCUUUUGUCGAACCAACAAAUGCUCAAGCUCCAACAUCUUCAGUCGCCUUCAAUUGACCUCGCUUCGCGAUACGCUACGACAGUAACAGCACUUAUCGCUCCUCACCCCGCUCAGUAUCGAUACCAGCCCUCAAGCGCAUGGUGGGGUCAAGAUGCCGCCCAGAUCUUCUCUCACGUCUUCCUUUUCAAUCACCGACUCCAACAAUGAGGUCGUCUGCCCUCUGCGGAAUCAGGAUGGAUCUAGCUGUAGGAAGAGAUGCAUCGGUGAAAAACGAUAUCGUUCUAUGCAAGAGCACAUUCGCCGCGCUCAUCCAGAGCACUACAUUUCGAAGCUCCCAGCGACCGAGGAAAGCUUCAUGCUCAUGAUCAACACGCCUCCGUCCGAACGUCCAAUGCAGCAAAGCGCAACUUCUGUUCCCCAGGGUUCGUCCCUCUCAGUCCAGGGCUAUCCCCCAAAGAUUGACCAUCUUCAAGGCUUCAAUCACGACCAUCACAUGUAUGAUAACAGCAACCCGGGCACGCCUCGAACCAUGGACGACCACGCUGUUGGUUCCAUGCUCCCCGCAGCCAGUGCUGCUGCGGCGCUGGCCCAGCUCCACGGUCACAAAGUCGAACCCGAAUGGGAGGAAAUGGGUUGGCACUCAGACACGGAGGGACGCCGCAUUCCAAGGACAUCAAUUGAGCUGCCUCCGCUGCACUUGACGAAUAACGACAUUACUAGCGAGCCAUUCCCAGCUAUGAACUCGAGUCGGCCACGGGAUAUUCUGCCGUCAAUUCUGGCGAAUUCGCCCCCCGGUCGCUCUUCGACAUUACCCCCAAUCCAGCGGCCUGCUGUGGGACCUGCCAGACCAAGGAAGCAGUCCGUCACCAAGAGAGGCCGAGAGGCGCACCACAAGAAGCAGAAGUCUCGCGGCUCGGCAGCAGACUGGCUUCGGCGAAUCCAAAACGACGAACGGCUUAGACCAGGUAAUAAUGACCGUAAGGCGUUAUCGGCUGAACCUUCUGCAGACUAUGGGAAGAGAUGGGAAGAUCUCAUCGAUGCCGCCGAUCAAGCUGCAUCCGCUGCCGGCGACAUCGAUGAGGACAGGACUCCAAUGCCUCAAUCACCAGUUUCUAUUCACAGGGCUUCUUUGCCGCCAUUCCAGCACCAUGGAUUUCCAUCAGCGACAGCUGGAGGGAACUAUCAAGCCUCGCCAUUACAGCAGGCCUUGACCCCGCCAUCCUACAGCCAGGACACAAUUGAUCCAUUCCCAUCGGUUGAAAGCGGUGAAAGCGGGGAGAACUUCCACAUCGAGUCGCGAGGCCUAUCGGAUUCAUCACCAAGUUAUUCUUCUCAGAAUACCCAGAUCUACUGCGCAGCCUGUCAGAGCGUUUCACUCCUCAAGGACUCAUACGCCUGCACGGAAUGCAUCUGCGGUCUGUGCCAGGCGUGUGUCGACGUUCUCAUGGCAGAGCAGGGGGCUCGCCGCAAAUGCCCCCGUUGCGCAACAAUCGGCGGCCGGUUCAAGCCGUUCCAGCUUGACAUCCGGUGAUUAUUAUGUCUUGUCAACGACCAUCAUGCAUACGUUACGCACAAAUAUUCGAACUCUGAAGCCCACAAAUUGCAUUUGAAAUCACACACGGCGUCUUGGAUGGGGCCAAUGCGCAUAUACAGCAUCAAAGCUUGGCAUAAGGAUUCACCGCAUCGAUAAUACCCCCGGCGUUGCAACUUCGCGAGAGCUUAGACAGAGAGCUUUUCACGAGCCGGUUUCUCCACAUUCUUUACAUUAUUAUAGGGACUAGUGACUCGUGACAGUCUUGGAUAGGUGUGGUUCUCUCUUUUUUCUUGAUGCUACGGGCAGAGUAUGGGAUAUCAAAACGAUUACAGGAUUAAGGGUCGGCUUGCACGUCGUUAUGAUCUUGCUCUUUUUUUUUUCUUUUUUUUGGCUUAUUGAUAUUUCGUUCUGGGUGGGUACAGGCAAACUGUUCUUGAGGAGUACUCAACUGGUUUAUAGAUGCCAGUCAUGAAAUUUAAAUCAAUCUUUAGCUAUA